Molecule: messenger RNA, 1053 nt
Organism: Sinocyclocheilus grahami
Lineage: Eukaryota; Metazoa; Chordata; Actinopteri; Cypriniformes; Cyprinidae
Product: BAG family molecular chaperone regulator 5-like
Exons: 2
Coding region: 349-1053 (234 amino acids)
Molecular function (GO): protein-folding chaperone binding
Source: RefSeq, a predicted model, not a curated record
CUGCUAUUUAGUUUUUUUUGCCGUUUUAAUCCUCUUGCUGCUUUCACUAGUUAAUUUAAAUGGUCAUGCAGAGUAAAAAAUGAUUUUUUUCUCACAAUAUUCUAUAUAGUCUGCUAUUUUCAAUUAGUAUGAGCUCAUAAAUUCUACCUGCACAAUAAAAGAAUUAACAAAAUGUUGUUUAAAGUAGUUUUCCUGCCAGCUACCCAUAAAAAUCUUCUCUUUUACUUGUAUUGAAAUUCAUCCACUGUAUUGUCCCAACAUCACACUAUUUCCACAUCCUGACCAGCUCUCACCUCUCUCUUCUCCUUCAGCCUGUUUAGGAAACCCUUUGAUGGUGGGAAGAGGACGAUGGAUCAUGGCAGUCAGCAGCCACAGACUCCGCAGAUGCCAGGACCCUUCACAGGUUAUGCGGGACCCCAGGGCCCAUACCCUGGGCAGCACCCAGCCCUGUUACGGCUGGACGAGGUGCAAAGGGAGAUUGCCACCCUGGGUCCACAGGUGUGCUCUUACAGCGGCCUGCAGAGCGACAGGGAGUACAAACGACUGGAGCGAGAGCUGACCCGAUUACUGCUGGAGGUCGAUAAGGUGGAGACGGAGGGCCGGCCGGAGCUUCAGCAGGCUCGGAAGCGUGCGGCAGGAGAGGUGGAGGGUCUGCUUCGCUACCUGGAGGGCAACGCUACGCAUCCGUCUCGGCUGGCCAUUGAGGAGCUGACCCAGGAGGUGCAGAACUUGCUGAAUGAAGGGGUUGUGGGGCCGUUCCGGCAGGGCCAGGCUCAAGAUGCCUUUGAGAUCAGUGAGGAGCUGGUGGAGGCUGUGCAGGAUGUGGCCAUGCGGCUGGCUCAGGUUAAGACGGGUGGAAGUGUCCCUCUCAGGAAGGCCCGUUACAAAGCGCUGACACGGGUCUGUGCCGUACAGGAAUUACUGGAGGGUCGUGUCCGCACUCAAACGCUGGCGCUGCCGUUGUCUGAUGACACGCAUGAGGCUGUGCAGCGUAUUAAUCAAGUCAUGGCGCAGGUGAGUGGUAUUUAUAUAAUUCACAAUCCUGCAUCUUAA